Bactrocera dorsalis (oriental fruit fly) is the source of this 1739-nucleotide messenger RNA. RefSeq lists its product as uncharacterized. NCBI's taxonomy places the organism in Eukaryota, Metazoa, Arthropoda, Insecta, Diptera, Tephritidae. Bases 839 to 1675 code for a protein of 278 amino acids. The transcript is spliced from 2 exons. The record is from RefSeq and is a predicted model, not a curated record.
GUGCCGUUAUAAUGACUGGAAGGUUGGCAUCUUCUGUAAUCACGCUUCUGUGAGGUCGGGUUGUGGAAUGGCCUGAGGCCGGGAGUUCUGUGUGGUGAACCAGUUCAUGUUGACGGAACGUCCGCACUAAGCUUGCCAUCAAUAUGGGUGCCAUGGAGGAGUCCUUGGCAUUCAGGUUGGCUAAGGAGGGAUGAACCGGGCCAGGGGUGAAAACCAGCAGCCAAGAGUUCCCGUGGUAGGCAGUAGUGGGAUAGCGUACCGGAGUGAAAUGCCACUACCAGCCCGGCCAAUACGGUUGGACCACAAUCUUUUGCAAAAUAUUUUAAACACUGAUUUUAAAUAUUUAAUUUAUUAGAAUUUUUAUUGAAAAUUACCAUUUUUGCUUUUUAACUGCUUGCUUAUGACCUUAAAACCCUACAACUCAAACUCAGCUGUCACUAGGCUUGUUUAAAUACUUUUCGAAAACUGCCACUAAAUAGGGUUAUCGAUUCUAAUACAAAUAUAUUGUAAACAUUGAUACUGAAAUCAGGGGAGUUUUAUUAAUUAAUUAUUUUGCAUCAAUAAAAUAGUUUAAUUUUUAAAUUCGUACACUUUAUACACCAAAUAUUCUCUAUAUUUAUGGUGUCAUAUUUCAAAUGUUAGCAGAUAAAUAGUUAAAAUUUCGAGCAGUGUUUUUAUAAUUGGCCACUCUGCUUGGCGGAGAUGGCGGAACUUAUUUGCCGGUAAAAUACGACACUGCAUCUCCAAUAUGGAAGGAAGUACUACAGGUGACAUUGCAGAUUUGGGCGGUUAGACGCGUUUUAAAACAAGAAGACGAUUUUUCUUUGAGCGAAUUGAAAUGGAUCCUUUGGACGUGGAACUGCAUAAUCUGCACGGUGAAGUUUCGCCCGAAAGCGAUAUAAAUAAAUCAUUCGUUAUAAAUGGAAAUACUGAUGAUCUCGAUAAAGCGCUAAUCCAGUAUAUAACCACCGAUAGUAGGUUACUUUUUGUUGAGCGCGAGGAGACCUGGAACGAGUUCCAUGCAACGAAUUUAUAUAACACCGAAGAAUUCAGUGAAUAUACCAUAGAACAACUGUGUGAUCAUUUCCAACAAAAAGUUUUACCAAAUAUCAAUACUUACGAAUUGACGCCAAUACAAAAACAAAUGUUGAAAUUAUUGAAUUUACAUCCAGAAUACGAACAGACACCCACUGGCUAUACACGCAUGUCUGCCGAUCGACGGAUUGGCUUUAAUCGGUUGCCCAAAGAAGGCGACGAUUUUUUAUUGGUCAAACAACCGCAUCAAUUGCGCCAGCUGUUGAAAAAAUUUCCCGUCACCGACACAGAAUUUGAUGCGAAUAAAGAAUUCGAUUUAACGAAGCCGGCAAACGAGCCAACUCACACCCUACUGUUACGUUGUCCUUACGAGCGUCAGGGUACUGGUUACGAGUUCAAGUUUACAAAAGAAAACGCUGCACUACUGUCCGCUGCCCUGUCCAAUGACUUCGAAUUAUCCGGUCGAACAUUGCUGGAACCAAAAGAACUGCAUAAGCGUUUGCGAGAGGCAAAGCGGAACUUCGAGCAACACGCCCGAAUGCCCGAAAACUGUGUAGAAGCAGAUAAAUUAGUCGAAAAAGUUAAAAAGCUAAAGACUUUGCGUGAAGCUGUAGUGGAUGUAGUAGCAAAUCGAUUUUAAUAUAACAAACCCUUAAUACCAUACUUCGGAUUAGAUAAACCAUUUAGAACUCAAAUAAAAUGAA